AGCGCGGAAUGCCUGGUGAUGAUGGAUCGACAGCUGUAAUUUUUUAUAACAACAAAGUUGUGUGAACAUGACGCGCUACAUUAUCCUCGUCAUUUUACUUGCUUCUUUAUAUUUAGUUUAUGGAACACAAGAUAUUAAAAGUGCCCAUAAAUGCAAAGAUCAUCACCCGAAGUGUGUAAAGUGGGCAGCAAAAGGAGAGUGUAACAAGAACCCCAAGUGGAUGUUGGAACAUUGCCGGCAAAGCUGUGGCCAGUGCUCACAAGCCAAUGUUCAUGAUCUUCUUCAGAGGGCUAAAUCCCAGCAGAUUUCUGAUCUGAUGAUCAUACCAUACAUUAUCCUUGCUGUGAUAAUUGGUUUCUCUAUAAAAAUCUACUAUAGUGGCGCAAACUGUAGCAGUGAUGAAAAACUAAAAGGUAAAACAGUUAUUAUUACUGGUGCAAACAGCGGCAUUGGCAUGGAGGUGGCUCGUGACUUGGCCUGGCGCAAGGCAAGAGUUAUCAUGGCCUGUAGGGAUGUGCACAAGGGUAUGAAGGCGGCGGCCGAGAUUGUGCAAAGCGCAGGUAACAUGGACGUGGAGGUAAAGAAAUUAGACCUUGCCUCAUUUGCCUCCAUCAGGGAAUUUGCUAAAGAGGUGAACGAGGAGGAGAGUAGAGUGGAUGUCUUGAUUAACAACGCUGGAUACCUUGGCUCCCACAAGAAGACUAUUGACAAGCUAGAGUACACGCUACAGGUUAACUACCUGGGCCCCUUUAAGCUUACUAACCUCCUACUGGGGAAGCUAAAGACAUCAAGUCCUAGUCGUAUCAUCAACGUCAGCUCUCAUCAGCACAAGAAAGCCUCUAUAGACUUUGACAACCUCCAAGGUGAAAAAAGCUAUGGGCGGUUUGCUGCUUACAGCCGUAGUAAGCUGGCGUUGAUGUUAUUUACAAAGCAACUGGCGAACAAACUUGCAGGUAGCAAAGUCACAGUAAAUGCUCUACAUCCGGGUCUCGUCUGCACAAAUCUGUUUCGUAACCUGCGCUUUUUGCGGAUAUGGGCAAUCCGACCAAUCUACUGGCUAGUCCAAUAUUUCUUCUUCAAGACGCCAAUUCAGGGCGCACAGACCACCAUUCAUUGCGCAGUAGCCCCGGAGCUUGCUGAUGUGACAGGGAAAUACUUUGUAGAUUGCCAAGAGGCGGAGUGUGGAGAGGUGGCAAGGGACGAAGGGCUUGGGAAAAAGCUUUGGGAAAAAAGUGAAGAGCUCUGCGGUAUAAGUAGCUAGAUAAAGAUAUUAUUAUUCGCGAUAAUUUGAUACGGCAUGCGCAACUUAUUUAACGCUAUGUAGUUAGUACAGAUGAGACUGGAUGUAGCAAAAUGGUAAUACUUUUUUGAGACUGAAUGUAGCAAAAUUUUAUUAGUUUUAAA
This is a messenger RNA of Nematostella vectensis (starlet sea anemone), 1404 nucleotides long. Its product is annotated as retinol dehydrogenase 11. The record is from RefSeq and is a predicted model, not a curated record. The transcript has 6 exons. Bases 68 to 1261 code for a protein of 397 amino acids. NCBI's taxonomy places the organism in Eukaryota, Metazoa, Cnidaria, Anthozoa, Actiniaria, Edwardsiidae.